ACGGCCGUGUGCCCAACUGUAAUCAGAUGUGCGGCCGGUUAUUACGGCUGUAAAUCAGCUGGGUUUGGGCUUAGUUUCGCGGCACCUUCCUCCCGCUAAGCUCGUUCGCAGCCUUGCGGGCAAUGCGAACUCUGCAUCCCCAUCUCUCCAAUUUCGGCAGAAUUCAGUUCGAAUAUCUUUCCCAUUCAGUUCGAACGGAGCCGGGAAGCUUCCUUCUUGUUUCCCACGAUCGAUGAGCACCGCUGAAACAGCUAUGGGCCAUGGCUAGUGGAAACGGCUUCCAAAAAUGGAACAAACCUGCUUCCUGACGGUUACUCUGGCGGCUUCCUGGCAGCUUCCUGACCGCCAUGGCGACCGUGUCUUCCCCUCGCCCCGCCUCCGGUAUAAGUUAGGUCCUCACCCCUCGUCUUCCUCCACCAGAUCACCUGUCCAUAAGGUGCCAGCAUUCGUUGAAACCAACAGCAGACCGGGAUCACCCGUCAGCCAUUGCCUUGCCAGCGCCGCCAUUGAGUCUGUCCCCUCCGUACUUGCAUCCGCUGCGUUCACACACAUUGGAUAGAUCAUCUUGUGUGAAGCCGGGGGAGCUGAUCCUUGAUCCAACUCUCGGUUGAUUCUUCUGCUUCUGCGUAUUCUUUUCUUUUUUCGAACCGGAGUCGUCUUCGUUUCUGCUGGGCUCUAUUGGUGUGGCACGCAUGGACUGCGCCGCCGACUACCUGAUCGCCGUGGGCAGGUCCACGGCGGAUCCCAUGCGGUGGAUGAAGAAGUGGAGGAAGGCCGCCAACGUCAUCCGGUCCUGCCACAGGCUCUCCCGCCUCGCGUUCCUGUCCGCCGACAUCCUGCGCCGCACGGGCUCCUACGUCACCAUCAAGAUCCACGACGAAGAUGCUGACGCGGACGCUGCCGGCACGUCCACGCCCGCCGGCGCCGCGCCGGUGGAAUUCUCUGUCGCGCCCGACGACAAGGACUUCAAGGGCCUGGUCAAGGAGAAGCGCCACGACUGCUUCCGCCGCCUCGGCGGCGGCGCCGGGAUCGCCGCCGCGCUGGCAUCCGGCGCGGAGGCCGGCAUCCGCGGCGACGAGGCCGACGUGCUCCGCCGCCGCGAGGCGUUCGGCGCCAACACGCACCCGCGGCGGAAGCCCAAAGGGUUCUGGCGACACGUGUGGGACGCGCUCAGCGACGUCUUCCUCAUCGUGCUGCUCGUCUGCGCCGCCGUGUCCCUGGGGUUCGGCAUCAAGGAGCACGGCCUCAAGGACGGCUGGUACGAUGGUGUCAGCAUCUUCCUCGCCGUGUUCCUCGUCGCGGCGGUGUCCGCGGUCAGCAAUCACGGCCAGGCCAAGCGCUUCGACAGGCUCGCCAGUGAGUCCGACGACAUCGCGGUCACCGUCGUGCGCGGCGGGCGGAGGCAGGAGGUCUCCAUCUUCGACGUCGUCGUAGGCGACGUCGUGGUGCUCAAGAUCGGCGACGUCGUGCCCGCCGAUGGCGUGUUCCUGGAGGGGCACGCGCUGCAGGUAGACGAGUCCAGCAUGACCGGCGAGCCCCACCCGGUGCACAUCGACGCCGAGAAGAGCCCCUUCCUGGCCUCCGGCGUGAAGGUCAUCGACGGCUACGGUCAGAUGAUCGUCACGGCCGUCGGCACGGACACUGCGUGGGGCGAGAUGAUGAGCAGCAUCACCAGGGAGAAGACCGAGCCGACGCCGCUGCAGGAGCGCCUCGAGGGCCUCACCUCCAGCAUCGGCAAGGUCGGCGUCGCCGUGGCGGUGCUCGUUUUCGCCGUGCUCACAACGCGGCACUUCACCGGCAGCACCAGGGAUGAGCAGGGCAAACCCCUGUUCGACAAGCAGCACGUUACCUUCAACACCGUCUUCAGCGCGCUUGUCGGGAUCUUCCAGCAGGCGGUCACCAUCAUCGUCGUCGCCAUCCCGGAGGGUCUGCCGCUCGCCGUCACCCUGACGCUGGCAUUCUCCAUGAAGCGGAUGGUCAAGGAGAACGCGCUGGUGCGCACGCUCUCGGCGUGUGAGACCAUGGGCUCCGUCACCACCAUCUGCACCGACAAGACAGGGACGCUUACGCUGAACCAGAUGAAGGUAACCGAGUUCUGGGUCGGCACCGACCGGCCCGAGGCGGUGGCUGCGGUCAACGGCGGCGUCGUCAGCUUGCUGUGCCAGGGGGCAGGGCUCAACACCACGGGGAGCGUGUACAAGCCGGACAACGUCUCGACGCCGGAGAUAUCGGGGAGCCCGACGGAGAAGGCGCUGCUGUCGUGGGCCGUGACGGAGCUGGGAAUGGACGCCGACGCGCUGAAGAGGAGCUGCAAGGUGCUGCACGUCGAGGCCUUCAACUCCGACAAGAAGCGCAGCGGCGUACUGAUCAGGGACAAUGCGACCGGCGCGGUGACCGCGCACUGGAAAGGUGCCGCCGAGAUGGUCUUGGCGAGCUGCUCGGCGUAUGUCGGCACGGACGGCGCGGCGCGCCAGCUCGGCGGCGAGCAGAGGAGGAACCUCGAGAAGGUCAUCAGCGACAUGGCGGCAGGCAGCCUUCGGUGCAUCGCAUUCGCUUACAAGCAGGUCGACGGAGAGCACACCAAGAUCGAUGAUAAGGACCUGACAUUGCUGGGCUUCGUCGGUUUGAAGGAUCCCUGCCGUCCAGAGGUCAGGACCGCCAUUGAGGCCUGCACGAAGGCGGGUGUCGCGGUCAAGAUGGUCACCGGCGACAACGUUCUCACGGCCCGUGCCAUUGCCAAGGAGUGCGGCAUCAUCUCGGACAACGAUCGCGAUGGUGUUGUCAUCGAGGGGCACGAGUUCCGCGCCAUGUCGCCGGAGGAGCAGCUGGAGAUCGUGGACCGCAUCCGCGUGAUGGCGCGGUCGCUGCCCAUGGACAAGCUGGUGCUGGUACAGCGCCUGAAGCAGAAGGGCCACGUGGUCGCGGUCACCGGCGACGGCACCAACGACGCGCCGGCGCUCAAGGAGGCCGACGUCGGGCUGUCCAUGGGUAUCCAGGGCACCGAGGUCGCCAAGGAGAGCUCCGACAUCGUGAUCAUGAACGACAACUUCGACACGGUGGUGACGGCCACCCGGUGGGGCCGCUGCGUCUUCAACAACAUCCAGAAGUUCAUCCAGUUCCAGCUCACCGUCAACGUCGCGGCGCUGAUCAUCAACUUCGUGUCGGCGCUGACCUCGGGCAAGAUGCCGCUGACGACGGUGCAGCUGCUGUGGGUGAACCUGAUCAUGGACACCAUGGGCGCGCUGGCGCUGGCGACGGACAAGCCCACCAAGGCGCUCAUGCGGCGCCCGCCCAUCGGCCGCACGGCGCCGCUCAUCAGCAACGCCAUGUGGCGCAACCUCGCCGCGCAGGCCGCGUUCCAGGUGGCCGUGCUGCUGGCGCUCCAGUACCGCGGCCGCGACGUCUUCGGCGUCGACGAGAAGGCCAACAGCACCAUGAUCUUCAACGCCUUCGUGCUCUGCCAGGUGUUCAACGAGUUCAACGCCCGGGAGAUCGAGCGGAAGAACGUCUUCGCCGGCGUGCUCCGGAACAGGAUGUUCCUGGGCAUCAUCGCCGUGACGAUCGCCAUGCAGGUGGUGAUGGUGGAGCUGCUGACGAGGUUCGCCGGCACCCAGAGGCUUGGCGUGGCGCAGUGGGGUGUCUGUGUCGCCAUAGCGGCCAUGUCGUGGCCGAUUGGAUGGGCGGUCAAGUUCAUCCUCGUGCCAGACCGGCCGAUCCAUGAGAUCCUGGCAACGAGGAAAUUCUUCUAGGCAUCCGUAGGGUAGGAUGUCACUGCACUGGUUUUUUUUAAAAUUUUUUUCCGUAUGAAAUCUUUCUAGGCAGGCAUAUACUGUAUAUAUGAUUGUUUCAUUUGUUCUAUGUUACAUUAAAGAA
Molecule: messenger RNA, 3873 nt
Organism: Panicum hallii
Lineage: Eukaryota; Viridiplantae; Streptophyta; Magnoliopsida; Poales; Poaceae
Product: calcium-transporting ATPase 7, plasma membrane-type-like
Exons: 1
Coding region: 693-3749 (1018 amino acids)
Biological process (GO): calcium ion transmembrane transport
Cellular component (GO): intracellular membrane-bounded organelle; membrane
Molecular function (GO): ATP binding; P-type calcium transporter activity; ATP hydrolysis activity
Source: RefSeq, a predicted model, not a curated record